GGGCGGCGAAGCGGGCAAUUUCAGUGUGAGACUGAGCGGCGAGACGGAGCGGCGGCUCCGAGCGCGGCGCGGCGGCUCCUCCCGCCCGGGGUCAGCGCCCCGGCGCGCGCACGCGCACCCCCGCCGCCCGAACGCGCCCCGCGCCGCCCGCGCAGUCCGUCGGUCGACCGUCCGUCGUCUUGUCGCCGCCGCCGUCGCCGCCGCGGGCGCCACCUGAGGGAGCUGCCGCACGGGACCUGAGCCGACCGGACCCGACCCUGCCACCCGAGGCCCCCCGGGACCCCAGCAGUCGCCCGCAGAGGCGCCGAGCAACUUCGGUUGGCCAGUACAUUGACAGAAGUUGCCUUUUGACAUAGCUCCCACAAUGGCCGGCUGGUAGGACCACCUUCCCAUGCCCAGAAGCCAGUUCAGAAUGACUGAAGAAGCAUGCCGAACACGGAGUCAGAAACGAGCGCUUGAACGAGACCCAGCAGAGGAUGAUGUGGAGAGCAAGAAAAUAAAAAUGGAGAGAGGAGUGUUGCCUUCAGAUUUAAAUGCUGACGGAGACAUGAGAGUGACACCUGAGCCAGGAGCAGCCCCAGCCCAAGGAUUGCUGAGGGGGACAGAGGCAGUGGCCGUGGGCAGAGGCGAAGGGCAGGUGGCUGAUGGACCCGUGGACAUGCGAACCUCGAACAGUGAAAUGAAGUCUGAGAGGAGAGCCCCUUCCCCCGACGUAAUUGUGCUCUCUGACAACGAGCAGCCUGCAAGCCCCAGGGUGAAUGGGCUGACCAAGGAGGCCUUGAAGGAGACCAGCACCGAGGCCCUCAUGAAGAGCAGUCCUGAAGAACGAGAAAGGAUGAUUAAGCAACUGAAAGAAGAGUUAAGACUAGAAGAAGCAAAACUCGUUUUAUUGAAAAAGUUGCGGCAGAGUCAAAUACAAAAGGAAACCACCACGCAAAAGCCUGCAGGCUCCACUGGGAGCUCCGUGACCACCCCUCCCCCGCUUGUACGAGGCACCCAGAACAUUCCUUCCGGCAAGCCAUCUCUUCAGACCUCUUCAACUCGGAUGCCUGGCAGUGUCAUCCCACCACCCCUGGUCCGUGGUGGACAGCAGACAUCCUCCAAGUUAGGGCCACAGGCGAGCUCACAGGUCGUCAUGCCCCCACUCGUCAGGGGGGCCCAGCAAAUCCACAACAUCAGACAACAUUCCAGCACAGGGCCGCCGCCACUCCUUCUGGCUCCCCGGGCAUCUGUGCCCAGUGUGCAAAUUCAGGGGCAGAGGAUCAUCCAACAGGGCCUCAUCCGUGUCGCCAACGUCCCCAACACUAGUCUGCUCGUCAACAUCCCACAGCCCUCCCCAGCAUCGCUGAAAGGGACAACAGCCACCUCUGCUCAGGCCAACUCCACCCCCACCAGCGUGGCCUCUGUGGUCACCUCUGCUGAUUCUCCAGCCAGUCGACAGGCAGCCGCCAAGCUUGCACUGCGCAAACAGCUGGAGAAGACGCUGCUUGAAAUCCCCCCUCCCAAGCCCCCUGCCCCAGAGAUGAACUUCCUGCCUAGCGCUGCCAACAACGAAUUCAUUUACCUGGUCGGCCUGGAGGAGGUCGUGCAGAACCUACUGGAGACGCAAGCGGGCAGGAUGUCAGCUGCUGUUGUGCUGUCCCGGGAGCCCUACAUGUGUGCACAGUGCAAGACGGACUUCACGUGCCGCUGGCGGGAGGAAAAGGGUGGCGCCAUCAUGUGUGAGAACUGCAUGGCAUCCAACCAGAAAAAGGCACUAAAGGUGGAGCACACCAGCCGCCUGAAGGCUGCCUUCGUGAAGGCGCUGCAGCAGGAGCAAGAGAUUGAGCAGCGCCUCCUACAGCAGGGCGCUGCCCCUACGCAGGCCAAGGCGGAGCCUGCUGCCGCCCCACACCCCGCACUGAAGCAGGUCAUAAAACCGCGGCGUAAGUUGGCGUUCCGCUCAGGAGAGGCCCGCGACUGGAGUAACGGGGCUGUGCUACAGGCCUCCAGCCAGCUGUCCCGGGGCUCCGCCACAACACCCCGAGGCAUCCUGCACACGUUCAGCCAGUCACCCAAACUGCAGAAUGCAGCCUCGGCCACAGCCCUUGUCAGCAGGACCGGCAGACAUUCCGAAAGAGCUGUGAGUGCCGGCAAGGGCAACGCCACCUCCAACUGGAAGAAGGCACCCCUGAGUACAGGUGGGGCCCUUGCAUUUGUCAGCCCGAGCUUGGCAGUGCACAAGACCUCCUCAGCUGUGGACCGCCAGCGGGAGUACCUCCUGGACAUGAUCCCGCCACGCUCCAUCCCCCAGUCGGCCACAUGGAAAUAGUGCGAGCCAGGCCCAGUGGAGAACAGGCUCCCUCCUCCCUCCCACCUGGCCCCACCCACCCUCUACUUGGGAAGACACCCUGCUCCCCGAGAGGGCCAGCAAGCGCAGGCCGUGCUUCGGAAGUGAGAGCUCCGAUCUUGGCUGCAAAGUCUUCUCGUGGCUGGAGGGGCCACUUCAUAGGUGGACCAGGAUUAUUACUGGGGGACCUUUCCCAUGGGCUUUCUUCCUUUCUUUGCCUUUAGUUUGCCCAACACCAGCAGAAAAGUGGACCUCAGGGGCUGGUUCUGCUCCUGGCCCUCCCCUUCGGCCCCCUUCAGGAUACACGGACGGCUCACCCUAGACACUGUGACAUGCUCGGGCAAUGGCGCCCGGGGCUUCUGAAGUUGAGUGGAGCAUUCUGUUUUGUUUUUGCUUUUCCCCGUCUUAGUCUCCUGAUCUUUGACUGCCUUCCUUCAUGGCACUCUCUAGGUUGACAAUUUUUUUUUAAUCACCUCACGAUGAUGGAGUUUAAUGUAAACCGUGCAGACCCAGGGUUGCCUGCCAAGCACGGCCCCAAUGCCCAGAAGAGUGGGCUGCUGACCACCCAGCCCUUGCUCAAGCAGAAGGCCUCUGCUGCUGCUUAUCCCGGAGACCCCCAACUUUCCACAGUUAGCAGAAGAACAAACUACAACCCAGACCCAGCCAGAGAGCCCAGGAUCCCGAAAAGCCGAGCAUCACCAUUGGAGAAGGGAGGAGAGAAUCAGCAGCGACAUCCAGAGCCUGAGCGGGAAGUUGGAAGGGCUGGCUGUUGUGUUUUUUUGUUGUUGUGGUGGUGUAUUUUAUUAAAUUUUUUCCUUUUCUUUUCCUACUUAUGUUGAUGGACAACAUAUUAAGCCCUGACCUGUGCUCAUCAGGUGUGUCAGGGUAGAGAGGCACCCCUGCACCCCCCAGACUACAGGAUUUAUGUUUGGGUCUAGCUUAGAACCUUCCCUUAAAGCAGGGCUACGCUGCCAGGGGUUUGCCUUUUUAAAAAGAAUAUUCUCUAGAAUCUGCAGUCUUAUUACAAAGGAUCAGGUCUGCUCUUAGUUGUGUUGUGUUUUGGUUUCUCCCAUCUUUAAAAAUUCGUCCAUGAGGAAAGGCAGAAGCUGUUGUGUGUGUGCUGCACUUGAGCCCAUUCUGUGCAGAUGUGAGGGUGUCACGUGUAUGCACACACGGUUGUGGAGAUGGGGUAUACUGCUCCCCACUUCAGCCCCAGCCCUGGUUUUCCUGUCUGUGCAGUUAGGAACUUAAUUUAAAAUCCUUAUUUUGUAGGGCCACCUUUGAAUACACUGCUGCAACAUUCUAAUAAAGGCUCAUUUAACCCCCCCUCUCAUGUUGUGUGAAUAUCAGUGUUUAGAAGACAUUUUUGACAUACAGUAGAAGACCUGAUUUUGCAAAGUGUUCUAAUUUUUUGUUGUGUAAAACCCUAAAUUUCUCAUUGAUUUUUGUUUUGAGUGCAUAAUGUAGGUGGGCUGAAGGAGGGGAGGGCAGGAGAAGGGUGGCUUUCAUUCCAAGAUCCAGGGAUUUGGGGGAAAAGGAAAAAUUGACCUUUGGGGGAGGGGGGAGAAGGGUGUGUUUUUACACCAAAAAUCAAGAGUAUGCAAGCAUUUCUAUUCCUCAAAUUUUUCUGUGUGCCUGGCAAAUAAAUACCUGUCUUAUACUACACUGAGCUGUUAGCGCUCUCUGUUUAAUGACAUGGGCCAAAUUUUCCAAAUCCUCCAAGAAGGAGUGCCUGGCUGGUCUCCCCUGGCAAACUGACCUCAGUUCUAUGCAGUAACUCUGGAUCAGGUGUCUGGGUCAAGGUCACCGCUGCACUAGGGGGUACACCAUGGUUAUUGCAUCCCUUCAGGGGCUGACUAGGUCCAUGACUCCAGGGCCCUGAACGAAGCCACUCAUGUUGGCCCCCACCCCUGUCCUCAUCAGAACCUCAGCCUCCACCAUGCUCAGGAACCAUCUUCUCACCUCACCUGGCCAGACUUCUCUCUUUGGGCUGUUGAAUGGGCCUUGUGAGUUCAGUACAAACUGAUCACCGCAGGCAGAGGACGGGAUGGCUGGACCUGACCCUGUCUCUGCCUCUAGCCAAGCAUUUACAAUUUGUGGGGACAUUCCCAUAGGAAGGACUCACGUGAUGUAAAUGUAACUUUUUUAAAUGGGGUCAAGAAGAUGAGAUGCCUUAAUCUUUACUAGUUCAUUUCUAUUGUCUCAAAACUUCUAUCUCCUCCCCUUUCUUUUUCUCCUUUAGUUUCCCCUUUCAGUGUAACUUCUAUGAUAAGCCUCAAGUGAGUGGUUUGUGAUGAAACUUACGAAGAAAAGGCAUUAAAUACCUCUCUGAGUUUGGGGAGGAUAUCAAUGUUAAAGGUAUUCUCCCAGCCCAAAAGCCAAGCCCUCAGAACUGGGAGUGUAGGCUGAGAGGAGAACCAGAGAUUAUGGGAGCCCCCAGUCUCAAAUGAUGAUUGUAAUUGCCCCAUCUGUGACAGGAACCCCUGACACCAACUGGAAAAUAGUCAAAACAUCAGCUGUUAUGUGGGCUGGGGUGUGGGGUUCAUCAAGUUCACUUCUUCCCCUUUGGAAGUGGCUGCAUAUGUGUGGAACCACUUGUACACAUGGAUGCUCACAGAUAAACUUGUGUCCACUUGGAGCUGCCUCUGGCUCUGGCCAUCCUGACCAUGUCAUGAGGAUUCCAGUCCUCAGUGUCCCACAUGUACUGUGGGGAUCCACACCUUUGACAAGGUCAAGAGUGGCUUUUCUCCAGGAGGCAGGGGGUGGGGGGUGCGACUCUGGUGCUGUCUGUACUCUGAGGCCUUCAUGAAGCAAAAGCUCACUCCAGUGCAGAGGGAAUGAAAGGUGACAGUAUACCCAUGCUGUGUCCCACAUGUCACUCUCCUGUGGACAGAGACACAGGAAGGAGUUUCUGUAUAAAUAAUUCUCAUCACGGGUGUAAAUAAUGAGAAAGACAGUCCUUGCUGCUCUACCAUAGGGUUUUUCUUUGAUGCCUAGUUAUGCUGCACAUGGCAUUUGCCUAAAGAACUUGGACUGAGCUUUUUAAAAAAGGACAGCUGAAGUUUUAUAAUCUUUAACAAAGAAAGUGUAAUAGACAGUUACACUAGUGUAGGGUAUUUGGGAGAUGGUUUGUUUUGGUGGGGGGAGGAGGUUGUCACUUGUAUUUAUUGUGACUCUAAGUCUUUGAUAAUAAAUGUUUGAAAAAAAAAAAAAAAAGGUGGCCACCAAACCGGAAUAGAAGUUCCAAUAAACAAAGAGGCUGGAAUCAAUGGUUAUACAUUGUGUCAUGAGGAAAUUUUAGAAUCUGAAGGACAAUAAAGAAAUGGAUGAUG
Sus scrofa (pig) is the source of this 5661-nucleotide messenger RNA. It is a transcript of the gene GATAD2A, whose product is annotated as GATA zinc finger domain containing 2A. Gene Ontology annotation, biological process: negative regulation of transcription by RNA polymerase II. The record is from RefSeq and is a predicted model, not a curated record. Gene Ontology annotation, molecular function: sequence-specific DNA binding. Lineage: Eukaryota; Metazoa; Chordata; Mammalia; Artiodactyla; Suidae. Gene Ontology annotation, cellular component: NuRD complex.